CACACUGAAAGCGUGGUAAAUCUAGCGAACGCAAGGCGAAUUGGCGGCGCGGAGAGUGUUGGUGUGCUGCAGUUGGAAGAAAAAUGCCCAAGGUGAGGACAAAUCGAACAAAAUACCCAGAUGGGUGGGAGUUAAUUGAGCCUACUCUUCGGGACCUGGAUGCUAAAAUGAGAGAAGGUAAGCGGAAAAUGAUCCACAUGAUGGCAAGAGGAAAUGUGAAGCUUUGUGGCCUAUUUUCAAGAUAUCACAUCAAAAAAGCCGCUAUAUUUUCAAAGACAAAUGGAAUAUCUACUGAGUUGUAUGAGUUCUGCUUGGAUCAAGGCUAUGGCGACCGCAACUUAAUCGCUAAGUGGAAAAAGUCUGGGUAUGAACGUCUCUGUUGUCUACGGUGCAUACAGCCAAGGGAUCACAACUUUGGGACAACUUGUGUUUGCCGAGUCCCCAAUCAUUUGAGGGAAGAGAAAGUUGUGGAAUGUGUGCAUUGCGGAUGUAGGGGCUGUGCUAGUGGGGAUUGAUUGGUUAAGUUUCAGGUACUGUGUUUUCCCUAACCUCUGAGAGUUAAACAGUAUAUGGAGUUUAGGUAGGCUGGAUGCUAGCUACGGUGGUUUCAACUCAUCACUUUUAUGACAUCAACGUUUUGACUUGUGACCACCAUGGAAUUGAGCUCAAGGAUAUCUUUUUGAAGAAACCUAGCAUUUAGUACCUAUGGAAUUUGAGAGUAGUUGAGAAACUGAUUUAUCCAAAAACUCUUGCAUGUUGUCAAAGCUAGUGUGUUAUAGGUAUUAACUUCUAGUUUCAAACCUUUCUAAGAUCUAUUUUCCUUUAAAACACUAGAGAUAUAUGUUGCCUGACUUGAGUUAGUACACUUGCCUUCUGAUUCUUUGCUACUGGGUCCAAGAAGUUAGGCAUUGAGGUUACUGGUUAAGUAUAAAACUGUUCAAGUGAGAUGAAUGCCCGCAAUAGUGAUGCAUAGCUAUGCAUGACAAUUAUUCUUGUUAACCUUAAUGUGUCUGCGAUGACUUGUUAUCUUGGUCUUAAUGGUCAUCGCCAGGCUUACCUUUAACUUAGACAGCGACCCCAGUUUUUUAAGUAUUGCUGGGUGUAGGAUUUUCUUAUGAGUUGCAAAACUGAUGCACCAUCUUUUAGGCUUAAUAUUCAAUAAAAGCUCAUUUCCUUGUUUACAGUUUAGGUAAUACUUCAAUAUAAUACUAGGAUUUGACCAAUGCUGUAUCAUCUGAAUCCAUUUCAAAAGUCAAGAAAAUGAUUUGUGCUUAUUAUUCUGUUAGAUGUAAUAAUUUGAUAAAUGGAAAGUUGAAAU
Molecule: messenger RNA, 1318 nt
Organism: Rubroshorea leprosula
Lineage: Eukaryota; Viridiplantae; Streptophyta; Magnoliopsida; Malvales; Dipterocarpaceae
Source: the annotation of a GenBank genome assembly